Molecule: messenger RNA, 1779 nt
Organism: Saccostrea echinata
Lineage: Eukaryota; Metazoa; Mollusca; Bivalvia; Ostreida; Ostreidae
Product: ankyrin repeat domain-containing protein 50-like
Exons: 3
Coding region: 1-1779 (592 amino acids)
Molecular function (GO): protein binding
Source: RefSeq, a predicted model, not a curated record
AUGCCUGUGGGAAAUAUCAGAUUAUUGCAUAAUAGACACAGAUGUAUGACCCCAGUUAUUGCUGCUUGUCUGAGUAUGAAAAAUGAUGUUAUCAAGUAUCUUUUGAACAAUGAUGCGGAUUUAAAUCCCGAAUACAGUUUUUAUCCUGCUUUGUGGACACCAGCUAAAGUAGGGGAUCUCAACAUGGUCGAAUGCUUACUUAAAUACGGUGCUGAUUAUAACAAAUGUGAUGGAAAAGGAGUUUUUCCUCUUUUUCUGGGAUCAAAAUAUGGUCAUCUGGGUGUCGUAGAAAAACUCAUCGAACACGGCAGCGAAAUCAACAAAUGUGAUUUAAAUGCUCGGUCAUCUCUUCAUAUAGCAUCACAAUAUGGUCAUGUGUCCAUUGUGGACACAUUAAUUAUGCACAGAGCUGAUUUAAACGCAUGCAGUAAAAAUGAAUUAUCACCUCUGCAUGCAGCAUCAGAAAAAGGUCAUAUUCUUGUUGUAAGAAAACUUAUUGAACAUGGUGCCGACAUAAACAAGUGUGAUAUUGAUGGACGGUCACCGUUACAAUUAGCAUCAAAGAAAGGUCAUCUUGCUGUUGUAGAAAAACUUAUCGAGCACGGUGCCGACAUCAACAAGACUGAUAUUGAAUGUCAGUCAUCUCUGCAUUUAGCAUCACAAAAUGGCCAUCUUCCUGUUGUAGAAAAACUCAUUAAACACGGUGCCGACAUCAACAAGUGCAAUAUUGAUGAUCAGUCACCUUUACAUUUAGCUUCAGGGAAAGGACAUCUUCAAGUUGUAGAAAAACUUAUAGAACACGGUGCCGACUAUAAUAUAUAUGAUAAUGAUGCUAUGUCACCUCUUCAUUUAGCAUCACAUUAUGGCCAUGUUCUUGUCGUAGAAAAACUUAUUCAACAUGGUGCCAGUAUCAACAAGUGUGAUAGUGCUGGUCGGUCAUCUCUAUUUUUGGCGUCAUUGGAAGGCCAUCUUCCCAUUGUAGAAAAACUUAUUGAAUACGGAGCCCACAUCAACAAGAGCGAUGUUUACAAUCGGUCACCUUUAUUUUUGGCAGUAUGGAAAUGUCAUUUUUCUAUUGUAGAAAAACUUAUUCAGAACAACUCCGACAUCAACAUUUGUGAUAUUCUAGGUCGGUCACCACUAUUUAUAGCAUCUUUUUAUCCUGUUGGAGAAACAGUUAGGGAACACGGAGCGGACAGUAUUACAUGUGAUAAUGAUAUUAUUCAUUUAGCUUCAUUAGAAGGUCAUUUCAAUGUUGUAGAAAAACUUAUUGAACACAAUACUGUCAUCAACAAGUGUGAUAUUAAAGGUCGAUCACCUCUUCAUGUAGCGUCAGUAGAAGGCAAUCUUCAUGUUGUAAAAAACCUUAUUGAUCACGGUGCCGACAUCAAUCUACGUGAUAUUCAUGGUCGGUCUCCUCUCUUUUUUGCCUCAUUUGAAGGCCAUCUUCUUGUUGUAACUUACCUUAUUGAUCACGGUGCCAACAUUAACAAGUGUAAUAUUAAAGGUCGGUCCCCUCUACAUUAUGCGUCUUUAGGGGGUCAUCUAUCUGUUGUAAAAGAACUUGUUAAUAACGACGCCGACAUCAACAUAUGUGAUAUUAACAAUCAGUCACCUCUGCAUUUAGCCUCAGAAAAUGACCAUAUUUUCAUUUCAGAAAUAUUGAAUCGACACAGUGAUGAAAGUGUUCGAUGCGAUGAUACGAAUGAAAUUACUUCAACAGUUUGCUUCAUUAGCGGACUAUGUUCUUGCUGUAAUAAGCCAUGCUGCACAAGGUAA